Molecule: messenger RNA, 1465 nt
Organism: Staurois parvus
Lineage: Eukaryota; Metazoa; Chordata; Amphibia; Anura; Ranidae
Source: the annotation of a GenBank genome assembly
UCCUCUCUAGCUGCCACAGAGCCUGAAAUCACACGUAGUUUUGUCAGAUACAACGUUUCUGAAAAUAUUUCCCUGCUAGGUCGCUCAGAAAUGUCAAUGUAUGAAGCUGAAAGCCUUGAGAAACUGGACACCCCAAACACGAUUGUCCAUAAAAGCUAUUCGGAUUACUGCUGUGGCCAUAGAAAAUCAGUGCCUCAUUCUGUCAAAGUGUACAAUACAAUAAGUGCCACAUGUUCAAAUCUAUCCUCAUCUGGCACUAUCUCUGGCUCUGGCAGCGACAGGACUUGUAAUCUCAGUAGUGUAACGCAAGACUCUGGAAUAGUUCAUUCUUUAUCAAAUAUUCAGAACAACCUAAUACAUGCCACUUCUCCUGAUAGAGAUCCCAGCAUUCCACUGUUGUCAUUUGGAUAAUAGUUCCAUUCAGCACAAUAUAACAGUGUAUACAGUGCCAGGGACAUACCAACAUGGCAUUUUAGGACCAAGGAACUCUGGGAAUGGUUUUCCAAAUAAUGGACACAUAUACAGUCAGUCACACUACAAUAUACCUGGGCUAAUGUCUUGUGAUAAUAUUUCUGAAACUAAACUCCAUCACAAAGCUAUGAUUAUUCACAACAGUUGUUCAGUGCAUUGCUGCAGGAGCCAUGAACCUAUGAUAAAAGCAGAUGACACUAUUGCUGCAUAUUGCCACUCGAUGCCCAUACCAUCAGCUCAACUCUCGACUGGACUGGGACAUUCAGUUGGUGAUCCAAGCUCACUGAAUACUCAGCCCCAAUUGUGUUCCCAAUUGACACUUUCUGAUAAGUCUGCCUUUCCAAAACUAGUGUCAUCUGUCAGUGAAUCCGGCCUGGAUGCUAGGAAGCUAUUAAAAUGUGGACAGCUUACAUUUCCACAAGCUCUUGUCUCAAUUGAAGAGCUGCAUUUAAAUAGUUCAGUGAAGGGGAACAAUGACUUUCUCCUUAAAACCACAGACAAUUCACAAGAUGGUUUGGAGUUUAAUUCAAGUGCAAAGAUGAAAGAUAACUGGACAAUGACAUCUAUGAAUUAUUUAUUACCAGAGCAGAGACUCCCACUUACCUGCAAAGAUGCUGAAGUACAAACUAUUAUUAUUAUGGAAAAUAAAUCAGCGUCAACCAUUCCUUGCCUUCAAACCACUGGGCAUUCCCACUUACAUCCUGAGCUUGGACUAGGGUUUAACCUACAAUGCCCCCAGACCCCUGUACGGGAGGUACGGUGGGAUGAUGAAGGAAUGACAUGGGAAGUCUAUGGAGCAGCAGUAGAUCCUGAAGUCCUGGGCUUAGCCAUUCAGAAGCAUUUGGAGAUCCAAAUAGAACAACAUAUGCAGCCUUCUGAACUGUCAGGUGAAAUGGAACAGCCCACUAAGAAGAAGAGGAGGUCAUUCAGAACUGUAAUUCGUUCUCUGAGACAAUCUAACUGUUGUGUGAGGACAAACUCUACAUCUGAGUGA